This is a messenger RNA of Camelina sativa (false flax), 1277 nucleotides long. Its product is annotated as serpin-Z4-like. Gene Ontology annotation, molecular function: serine-type endopeptidase inhibitor activity. NCBI's taxonomy places the organism in Eukaryota, Viridiplantae, Streptophyta, Magnoliopsida, Brassicales, Brassicaceae. The record is from RefSeq and is a predicted model, not a curated record.
CAUAUAUAGUACCCUUCGUCUCUCUCACAUAGAUUUGGGAACAUCAAAUGGAGAAUCAAAACAACGUUGCGAUAUUACUAGCAAAGCAUGUCAUUGCCACGGUUGCCAACGGCUCCAACCUUGUCUUCUCACCAAUGUCAAUCAACAUUUUGCUCUGCCUUAUUGCCGCUGGUUCCAACUGCGUCACCAAACAACAAAUCCUAUCAUUCCUCAUGUCACCUUCAUUGGAUCACCUCGACACAGUCUUGGCCAAAACCGUAUCUGUUGCCUUCGCUGAUGGAAUGAAUAGGAGUGACUUGCACUUAUCCACGGCUUAUGGUGUCUGGAUCGACAAAUCUUUCUCCUUCAAACCUUCCUUUAAAGAGCUUUUGGAGAACUCCUAUAAGGCUACUUGUAGUCAAGUUGACUUCGCAACCAAGCCUGCUGAAGUGAUUGAUGAAGUGAAUACAUGGGCUGAACUCCACACUAAUGGACUCAUCAAGCAGAUUCUUUCACAAGAUUCUAUCAAAAGUAUCCGUGAAAGUACGCUAAUACUUGCAAAUGCAGUGUACUUCAAAGAGGCUUGGAGCAAAAAAUUUGAUGCAAAGUUAACAAAGAGUAACGAAUUCCAUCUUCUUGACGGCACCACUGUGAAAGUCGCCUUCAUGACCAAUUACAAGAAGCAAUACUUAGAAUACUAUGAUGGUUUCAAAGUUUUGCGGCUUCCUUAUGUAGAGGAUCAACGUCAAUUCGCCAUGUACAUUUAUCUUCCUAAUGAUAAAGAUGGAUUACCUAAUCUGCUUGAGGACAUAGCCUCCAAACCGGGAUUUCUUGAUAACCAUAUUCCGCGCCAACGUAUAUUAGUUGAAGCUUUCAGAAUUCCAAAGUUUAAGUUCUCUUUCGAGUUUAACGCUUCAGAUGUUUUGAAGGACAUGGGGCUGAUUUUACCAUUUACACAUGGUAGUAUAACUGAGAUGGUUGAUUCUUCUUCCAUUGCUGAGAAUAUGCACGUCUCAAAAAUUAUCCACAAAGCUUUCAUUGAGGUGGAUGAAGAGGGAACUGAAGCUGCAGCCGUUUCUGUUGCUUCCAUGACAAAAGACAUGUUGUUGAUGGGAAAUUUUGUAGCUGACCAUCCAUUUCUAUUCACAGUGAGAGAAGAGAAGAGUGGAGUGAUUUUGUUCAUGGGUCAAGUUCUUGAUCCUUCAAAACACUAAUCGAACUGAUUUGUUGUAUUUUGUGUGUACAAUCCACUGAAUUUGGUUUGUAAAACAGCCACUGAAUUUUACUGUUCAUCUCGG